UGACAGAUCACAUAUGUACAGAGUAGAGAAAAGAGAGAGACCAAAAAACGCAAUAAGAACUGGACCUUGAUGGAAAUCCACUGACACAUAUCAGAAACAUUAGCAGACAACGGUCAUGGAGGGAAAUACAACUUUCAAUCACAGCCACACCAACAGCACUUGUUCCCGGGACAACGUUUUGAAGACGGUGGCUUUCCCUGUUCUCUACUCUUUCCUUUUCUUGGUGGGGCUAUCACUCAAUGGCAUGGCGGUCUGGGUGUUUUUUCGCAUCCCCUCAAAGUCUCACUUCAUUAUCUACCUGAAGAAUAUUGUGGUUGCGGAUGUCAUGAUGACUUUCACAUUCCCUUUCAAGGUGUUGUCAGACUCCAACAUGGCUUCCACUGGGCUGCGGAUAUUUGUGUGUCGUGUUUCCUCAGUGCUCUUCUACCUCACCAUGUAUAUCAGCAUCCUCUUCUUUGGCCUCAUCAGUAUUGAUCGCUGCAGAAAGACCCUCAAGCCUUUCAGGGGGACUAAUGCAGCCCGGUUGGUCCGCCGGAAAGUCCUAUCAGGAGCCAUCUGGACCUUUCUGCUGGUUCUCUGUCUGCCCAAUGUGAUCCUGACACAUAAAACCCCGACUUCUCCGUACUUCAAGUGCAGCGACCUAAAGACAGGGGCUGGGCUGUACUGGCAUGAGGUGGUAAAUCAUGUCUGUCAAGUUAUUUUCUGGGCCAACCUGGUGACUGUAAUAGCAUGCUACACUCUAAUCAGCAAAGAGCUGUACAGAUCCUACUCCCGCACAAAGUCCCGCAGCACUGGAGGGUCAGGGAAGCCCGACCAGGCCAAAAGAAAAAUGAAUGCAAAUGUGUUCCUUGUUCUGGCAGUGUUCUUCGUGUGCUUUGUGCCAUUUCACUUUGCCCGUGUCCCGUACACCAUCAGCCAGACCCGAGUUCUAUUUGACUGUAAACUCAAACUCUUCUUCUUCCAGCUGAAGGAAAGCACACUCUUCCUCUCAUCUUUAAACUCUCUUCUGGACCCUCUCAUCUACUUCUUCCUCUGUAAGUCCUUCAGGACAACUUUGUUCAAGACCCUGCAGCUGCCUUCUGGUACCUGUAGCUGGCUGAUAAGGGGUUCAGACACGGAUACAAGCAGCACCCCUCUAAGAGACUCUUCUGUCUGUACGUAAAACCACUAGAUGGGAUAAAGACAUUCAUACGUAUCUGAAUGUGCACGUUCUGUUGCCAGAUCAAGUAGUAUUUGAUUAAGAUCAAGUCCAAAUUAAGCUUUUUCAAAACAGAGAAUAAGGUCAUUGCCAGUGGGAAAAGUUAAAAAGUGUUAACAUGAAUGAUGAUGUGUUCUUACUUGUGUUAAACCUGAAGAACCUAUGCUGGCAUGUUUUUAUUUGUUUUCCUUUCUGUUCUCUAUUCCAGUUAAUAACAACAUGAAGUUCCUCUUAAUUUUUUUCAUACAUACUAAUCUUGAAAAGAAAUAUGAUGCAUUCAUUUACAAACUGCUCUAAAAUAAUCUACCUGUAUAAUAAACCUCAAGUCUCCCAAGUAA
Molecule: messenger RNA, 1536 nt
Organism: Micropterus dolomieu (smallmouth bass)
Lineage: Eukaryota; Metazoa; Chordata; Actinopteri; Centrarchiformes; Centrarchidae
Product: P2Y purinoceptor 12-like
Exons: 3
Coding region: 116-1162 (348 amino acids)
Biological process (GO): G protein-coupled receptor signaling pathway
Cellular component (GO): membrane
Molecular function (GO): G protein-coupled purinergic nucleotide receptor activity
Source: RefSeq, a predicted model, not a curated record